AUGGAUCACUUGAGGCCACCUGAAGCCACAUGGGUUCGGAGACGGUCCAUGACGAUGUUGAAAGAGACGUCGUUGACGGCGGUCACCAACAUCAUGUCCACUGACGACAGAUCUAGAAAAAUAUUCAAAAUUUUCGUUCUGUUUAUUUGCUUGAUGGGGUUCCUCUACCAAACUGCGACAUUCUUCACCUACUACUUCGAGUAUCCUGCUAUUGUGGAUAUUGAUAUUGAAAAGCCCCUAUUUACAGAAAUGCCAGGGCUUACCUUUUGUAAUGCCAAUGGAAUCAACAAGAAGAGAUUCUGCUCUGUCUAUCCAAAUGAAUGUUACUUAGCGACCAAAUCCCUGUGUUCAAAGUAUCCUUCAUAUUGUGAAGCUAAUAAAACUUUGGUCCCUAAAAAUUCAUCUUUUGGCAAGAUUGACGAAAUGACUUUAGAAGAAUUCUUGAAUGUGGGAAAUAUUGUGGAAUUAGCUUUUCCACAGUUGAGUGGUUUCAAUAAUACUGAUCUGAAAGGACCAUUUAUCAGAGCAAAAACCAUCCAGGGACUUGGGAGGAUGGGGUGCUACAGCUGGCUAACUGUUGUUGAUACGCCGGAUGAUCCUUUCAUGAUUUUAAGAACUUCAGUUUUACACGAGCCAGUUGCCACAUUAACCUUCGAUUUGAGCAAAGACGACCAGUUCAUUCCAGGGCAAAAGGCUGGUAUUUACUUUUCCGUGCAUUCUCCGUUUGUUGCUGCUAAUCCUUAUGAAAGUGGAAAUUUCUUGAAAACUGGGUACAUUUACAAGAUACACAUUUCUAUGGAAAACGAAGUACUGUUACCUUAUCCAUAUCAAACAAAUUGUGUUAAUUAUACGGAACUGUGGCUAAGAAAUAACAGGACUGGUCCAAGAAUACAAGAAAUGUGCCAGCAUAAGUGCAUGUUGGACACUACUACUAAGUUCCUGAAUUGCUCAUCGAUCGUUGGUCUUUACCCGCACCAUCUCAGAAUAUGCAGUCACGGUAAGUUAGCCCGUUAUAUUAAGGGGUUAGAAUUGCUUUAUCAUUGGUUUCAAUUCCAUAAUGUUGAUCGAAGGCAUAUUAUGUAG
This is a messenger RNA of Argiope bruennichi, 1083 nucleotides long. RefSeq lists its product as uncharacterized. Gene Ontology annotation, molecular function: ligand-gated sodium channel activity. Bases 1 to 1083 code for a protein of 360 amino acids. The transcript has 7 exons. NCBI's taxonomy places the organism in Eukaryota, Metazoa, Arthropoda, Arachnida, Araneae, Araneidae. Gene Ontology annotation, biological process: sodium ion transmembrane transport. The record is from RefSeq and is a predicted model, not a curated record. Gene Ontology annotation, cellular component: membrane.